AUGGCCAAUCGUACGGUUAAGGAUGCCCAUACAGUGCAUGGAACCAAUCCGCAGUACCUCGUGGAGAAAAUAAUACGCAGUCGUAUUUAUGAAUCCAAAUAUUGGAAGGAACAUUGUUUUGCUCUCACUGCCGAACUGUUGGUGGAUAAAGCUGUGGAGUUGCGUUAUGUCGGGGGUGUAUUCGGAGGCAAUGUGAAGCCUACUCCUUUCUUAUGCCUGGCUUUGAAGAUGCUUCAAAUUCAGCCGGACAAGGAUAUCGUGAUUGAAUUCAUCAAACAAGAACCCUACAAGUAUGCCCGUGCUUUGGGCGCAUUCUAUUUGAGACUAGUGGGUGAAUCGGUAGAAAUCUACAAGUAUUUGGAAACAUUGUAUAAUGACUUCCGUCGCCUCAAAUUCCAAGAUCGUAAUGGAAAUUUCAGUUUGAUCUACAUGGACGAUUUUAUCGACAGCUUGCUCACAGAAGAGCGUGUUUGUGAUGUGAUCUUACCACGCUUACAAAAGCGUUCAGUGUUGGAAGAGACAAACUUGCUGGAACCACGAUUGUCAUUGUUGAACGAGGAUCUGGAUGAUCUGCAAUACGUGGAUGAAAUAGACACAACCGCUGGUAUCCCGGGUCUGGGUGAUGAUGAGAAUGACGAGGAAGGUGUUAGUGCUGGAGAUCGGGACAAAAAGCGGUCACGUGAUCGACCACGACAUCGCGAUCGGGACCACAGGGAUCGUGACAGGGACCGUGAACGUGAUCGUAAUCGUGAUCGUGACCGGGAGCGCGAUCGUUCCAGAGAACGAGAUUACGCCACUCAUCGACGUCGGCAUCGUGAUGAUUCUCCCCAUGUUGAAAGACGGGAUCGCAAAGAUCGUGAUGAUCGUGAUCGGGAACGCAAACACGAUCGGGAGAAGAAAAGCCGGCGAAGUCGUUCCCGGGAUCGUCGCGAAGGUGGAGGACGAUCACGGAACGAAGACAGCCAUUAUUCACCAGAUCACAAGCGAUCACGGGACAAGGAGCGCGAUCGUGGCCGGCGCUACUAA
Molecule: messenger RNA, 1026 nt
Organism: Echinostoma caproni
Lineage: Eukaryota; Metazoa; Platyhelminthes; Trematoda; Plagiorchiida; Echinostomatidae
Source: the annotation of a GenBank genome assembly